Molecule: messenger RNA, 5286 nt
Organism: Besnoitia besnoiti
Lineage: Eukaryota; Apicomplexa; Conoidasida; Eucoccidiorida; Sarcocystidae
Product: bromodomain-containing protein
Exons: 11
Coding region: 1-5286 (1761 amino acids)
Biological process (GO): chromatin remodeling; regulation of DNA-templated transcription
Cellular component (GO): nucleus; chromatin
Source: RefSeq, a predicted model, not a curated record
AUGGAGCACGCAACGCCUGUCGCGCGGGGCGCUGCUGUGGCUCCUCCGGCAGGAGGCGUCGCUCUCGACGCGGGCUCCGCUCUCGCGCACACGCAGCCGCCAGCCUCUGCGCAUCUCCCCCGGCACCUGAAGCGCAAGCUCGCUGGCAUCAUCGACGCCUGCAGACGCUGCAGAGACUUCCAUCUUUUCCUCGAGCCGGUCGACGUGGUGGCGAUGGAGUGCCCCGCGUACUACGAGCUGAUUCAGCACCCCAUGGAUCUCUCCACGAUGGAUGACAAGCUCCGAAGGAACGAAUACGCCACUGAGGAAGCCUUCCUCAGAGACAUGAUUCUUAUCUUCUCAAACUGCCGCCUCUUCAACCGGCCUGGCAACCCGUCGGGCGACUUUGUCCUCUCGCUCUGCGCCAAGUCCGAGGAGAAGUUCAUUGAAGAGUGGCUCAAGUUCUUGAAGGACAGCAACAAGCCCGCAAAGGCUCUGAAGGCUUUCCCUGAGUUCUUCCGCGCGCAGACGGGGGUUUCGAGCGACGACAAGGCGCCCGCGCCGCGGGCCCGUGAGGCGAACGAGCCGCGCGCGGCCGCCGCAGCCAAAGACCGAAAAGCUCGCCAGGGCAAGGCGGGCGCGCAACAGACGGCGCCGCCGCCAACGGCUCCCGCCGCCUCCUCGCCUCUCAAGUCGACCGCGCCUAGUGCGGGGGGGGGAGGUGACGCCGCGUCGCCCAACGAGGACCUGAUGGCGCAGGAGGGUCGCGCGCUGGCGGAUGCGACCGCCUCCGAGCCGCCCGCGCCCGCAGUCCGACGCGAGGAUGGCGAGGGCGACAGCCCUGCGCCGGCGCCUUCCGUGGUGGCCUCUGCAGCUUCGUCGGCGGCGGCGUCUUCAGGGCCUCCCUUGGGGUCUUCUCGCCCCACAAAGGCUGCGCCGUCGCCGUCGCCGUCGCCGCCCGCACCCGCGCCCACGCCGGCUCCGGCUGCUGUCUCGCCCGCCGCGGCGGUCGCGUCCGCGCCGUCUUCUGGGGCGCCUUCGGGCGCGUCUGCCGCGGGCGCAGAGCCUGCCAGCGCGGGCAGCCCGUGGGCGCCGGUGCUUUCGUCUGCCGACGGGGGGAAACAGAUCUACGCCGGCGACGCGCCUGCCUGCGCGAAGGCGGAGCGCGAGGGCGCGGGGAGAGGCGCAGAGCGAUUGGCUCUCGGGACGCGGCCGAGCGUCCUGCCGGGCGGCGCCAAGUCGUGGCAGAUCUACUGCAAAGACUACAUGGUGCGGCCGCUGAAGUGUGACCGAUACGGCUACCUCUUUAGCACGCCGGUGAUGGCGUCCGCGGAGCUUCCGCAGGCCGUCAAAGAGAACUACGCGCGAAUAAUCUCGCAUCCGAUGGACUACGGCACGAUUUGGACGAAGCUCAGCUCGCGCUGCUACACUCAUCCAGACGAAUUUCGCGACGACAUUCUGCUGGUUUUCAACAACUGCAUGACGUUCAAUCCGCGACACGACGAGGAGUGCGGCUGGCUGCACGAGGCGGCGCUGAAACAGAAGGAGAAGUUUUUAGAAAAAUGGAAGCGGUGGUCGCCAAAGGUCUUUGCGGCCUUCCGGCAGGAAAAGCAGGCGGCCGCGGCCUUCGCAGUGUCUCCGCUCGCUCCGUCGCCGUUUGCGUCCGCGGCGCCUCCGUUCCCAGCUUCUUCCGCUCCCUGUUCUUCGUUCGCUUCUGCCUCCUCUUCGCCCUGUUCUUCCUCUUCUUCUCCUUCCUCUUCAUCGUCUUCUUCUCUCGGCUCUUCGGUGCCAGCGGCCUCCUCUGGAACUGAGGAAAGCGAGCUUGCGAAGAGCGCGAAGGCGGUGGGCGCGACCGAGGCGGCGCCGAAGCGCGCCGGUAAGGGCGAAAAUCCCCCUGGGCUUGUCGACAACACGACAUACAGGACGUUGGUGGCCGAUUUGUUCGGCGAAGAAGCGCUUGAGGACGAACUCGCCUCUCGGGGCGACGACGCCUCGCUGGAGGCCUCGCUUUUGCCGUCGCCUUCGCCCCCCUCUCGUGCGACUUCCGUGCCUCUCCCGGCGCCCGUGUCCUCUGUGGCUGCGUCUGCGCCGCCGCCGUCGCUGCCCGCCUCCGCUCCGCCGGUCGCGCCUGGGCCUCCGCCCUCCGCUGGGCCUGCACACAGCCCGGCGCGGGGUGAGAAGGAGGCGAACGGGGCGGGCCUUGCCUCGCCUCCUCGCCCGCCCUCUCCGUCUUCCCCAGCUCCGCCUUCGGCUCCCCAGCUUGCGGCUCUUUCCGCUGCGGCCGCUCGCGCGGAAGGCGAAGAGACGCUCGCGUGCGAUGGUGCAGCGACACUCGCAGAGGCGCCGCGCGUCGCCGCAGCGCCUCCGCCGGCCGUUGCAGACGCAGGCGUCGCUUUGGCGCCGCGAGGCGAAGGGUCGGAGCCGCCUGCCGCAGCCGAGGCAGAGCAGAGACAGGCCAGCCAGACGCCAGGUGCCAAAGCAGAAGGCGAAAUUUUCCCCGCACUCGCUCCGCCGGCUGCUGCGGGUUUUGCGGCGAGCGAGCCGGGACCGGAGGCAGAGGCUGCCGCAGGCGCCGUGGCGGGAGCUGAAGCGCCGGGCGAGGAGGACGCGAAGGAGGAGAGGAAGAAAGACAAGAAGGAAAAGAAGGAGAAGAAAGAGAAGAAGGAGAAGAAAGAGAAGAAAAAGGCGCACAAAUACCACAAGGGUCGACGGAGAAGCAGUGCGAUAGAUGAAGAUAUCAAUCUCGCGCCUCUCCUUCCCUCGCACAACGUGCCCGACGGUCACCUGCCGCAUCUUCUUCCGCCUUCCGCAGACUUGGCUCGUCUUCCCUCCUCUCAUGACGUCGGUGCGCCCUCGCUCCUCACGCCUCCAGCAGGCUCCGGGCUCGCCAUCUUCGCGCCUCACUCCGUCCUCGGGGCUGAGGCCGCAGGCCUGCCUCCUUCCGUGGGGGUCGUUUCCCCGCCUUUGCCUGCGCAAGUCGAAUGCGUGGCGCCCGCGGGAGGCGACGCCGCGAGCAUGGUGGUCGCGGACGCUUCUGGGGCCUUUCCGCUUGAAACCGAGCCGCGCCCGCCGGCUGCGCGCGCUGCAAACUUGGCGGCUGGCAAGUCUCUCGAAGAUGGGCAUCAUCCCCAUCCGCCUGCUGCUUCCUUGGCUGCGCUCUCAGCUCCCUUUCUCUCCGCCGGCGUCGCGACGCCGCAGUCCCUCUCGCCAGCCGGAGGGCCGGAGACCCCUGGGGUGUACGUACACCCCGCGCCGCCCGCGGCUCCGCGAGAAGAGGGAGCGAGCAGCGAAGGCGAGGAAGCCGGAGCGACGCUCUUCCUGCUGAACUGGCGUCAUUAUCCCGAGGGAGCGCGAGUUGCGGGCCUGCGCGCGGACGUGCGGCAAGCGCUACCCGCAGGCAGCGGCGCCCUCGUCCAAGUGGUGACAGGCCGCCAGCGCGUGUGGUGCAGCAGCGACAGAGAGACUUCGCCGCACGCCGCUCCAGUCGAGUCUUCCUCUUCCUCUUCUUCUUCCUCUUCUUCCUUUGCGUUUCCUUCUCUCUCUGCUUCCGUCCGUCCGCCACAUCAUCCGCCUGCGUCGUCGUCGCCGGCGCCUGUGAAAGAGGCUAGCGAGCGCCCUGCGGCGUCUCCGCCGCCCGCGGCCGCGAAGAUUCGCUUCUCGCUCGCGCUGAAACCCCGCGGGCUCUCGAGGCUCUCGGCCGCCGCCGCGCCUCCGCUGACGUCUCCCCCGGCGCCGCGGCGGUGCGACGGCGAAGGCCUCUCGCGCUGGUUCCGCGUUGCAGAAGGCCCCGAGGCCGAGGCCGGCGGCGAGGCUGGAGCGCCAGCUGUCAGCGCAUGGGGAGAGAAACCCUGCACGCCUCUGUUGCAGCAGAGAGUCGCAGAGAAGGUCCCUGAACUCAGCCUGUGGAUGGGAGAUAGACUCGCGCGCGGCCGCCUCUACCUCGCAGUGCCCUUCAGCUCCGACCUCGCCUCCCUCUCCCCCGCCGAGCGUCGAGGCCUCGACCUGAGGCUGCAGGCCUCAUCCUUUGCGUGCGUGAGCGGCGCGACACGCCCCGGUUCGCUGUCUGGCGACGGGAGGGACAGCCUCCUCAUCUGGUAUCAAGCGGAGACGCAGCUCUUGCCUGGCGUGCGCUCAGUCGUCUGCGAGGCUGCGCCAGCUGUCUCUCUCACGCGGCUGUCGUUCCUCGUCUUCCGCGACGCGUCCACUGAAGAGACGCGAGAUCUAGCGGGCGUCGAGGUGUCUCUGGGAAUCGCCCUUGCGCGCCCAGGCCCCCAAACCGCCACCUUGGAGACUGCCGCGGCGCGCACGCCUCUCGUGGAGGUGCUCGCCCGCCCUCCCACAUGCGGCGCCAGCGACGAGGUCAGCGCCGAGGCCGACGCCGAGCGCGUGGAGAGGAAGCGGCAGCGGGAUGCGCAGACCGACGACGACGAAGAAGAGCCUGCUUUGCUUGCGCUCGAGGAAGAAGAGACUAAGGCACUCACGAUCGUCGCGGCUGCGGUCGCUGAGACCGACGACGCGUCUUCGUUAUCGGCGGCCGUCGCUCCCGCGGCAAGCUGGCUGGCGCCCGAAAAGGCGCCGCGAGCCAAAUUCCUCGCGCAGCUCCGCGGCCUCGUCAGCAGGGUGGAGAACAGAGACAGCCCCGCUGGAGCCGACACGAUCCUCGGCGGCGUCUCUCUCGGCGCAGCGGAUGCGGAGACCUCGCAGGCGGCCUUGCGAGCCGCGCGUCGCCGCAUGCAGCCCUGUCGCUUCGAGCUUCACGGCGUAAGCGCGUGGGAGGCAUCUUCGCUUCAAGUCGCAAGAACUCGCCCUGCGGUUGUGGGACGAGGAAAGAAAGAGGCAGACACGUUGAGUAACUUCGACCCUGCGUGCUUCGUGACCGUUCCUCUUCUUUGGCGAUACUCCGUCGCCUCGCACUUCUUCCCCUUCAUGGAGCAUCUGCAGCUGAACGUCUUUUCGGUGCAUUUCCUUCACUUUCCUCACCUCGGUGUCUCUUCGCCGUCGCCCGCGGGGUCUCUGUCUGCCCCGCCGUCGGCUCCAGUCUCGAUCGGCGACGAGGCGUCGGUCGCGGAGGCGGAUCGCGGCGCGCGCGCGCCUCUGCUCGCGUCGUCUGCGGGUUUCUUGGUGUCUCUGCUUUCGGCGCAUCCGCUGGAAGGCGGCGGCGCACGCCCAGCCGAUGGUCACGCGUCGCAGGCGGCGACGCGCGGGCGCUCCUGCGCGGACGCCGGCGGAGGCAGGAGAGAGAACAGCAAGCCUGAAAAUGUGGCGUGGAAGCGCGCGCGGACAGCCGCGAUUUCAGCUGCAGGGUAG